This is a messenger RNA of Aspergillus steynii IBT 23096, 258 nucleotides long. RefSeq names its product ankyrin repeat domain-containing protein. The annotation marks the transcript as partial. Gene Ontology annotation, cellular component: cytoplasm; nucleus. The transcript has a single exon. The record is from RefSeq and is a predicted model, not a curated record. Gene Ontology annotation, molecular function: protein binding. Lineage: Eukaryota; Fungi; Ascomycota; Eurotiomycetes; Eurotiales; Aspergillaceae.
UCUCCACUCAUAAUUGCACUGGAUAAAGGUCAUUAUAGCAUCUUCAAAGCCUUACUUGAAUCAGGAAAAUUCGACCACGAUGCUACAGAUGCUGGUGGGCGGUCCGCCUUGGGGUACGCCGUGCGCAGGCGAAAUUACGAAGCUGUUCGGCUUCUUAUCGAAUCUGGUGUGGACGCGGGCAGACAGGAAGCUGCCGGCAUCACGCCUCUGAACAUGGCUGUAGCUCAGGGAGAUGAAGAUAUAGUACGAGUGCUUCUG